Messenger RNA from Papaver somniferum (opium poppy), 1356 nucleotides. RefSeq lists its product as uncharacterized. The coding region runs from base 1 to 1356 and encodes 451 amino acids. Lineage: Eukaryota; Viridiplantae; Streptophyta; Magnoliopsida; Ranunculales; Papaveraceae. The transcript is spliced from 7 exons. The record is from RefSeq and is a predicted model, not a curated record.
AUGGGUGUAAUGUUUGGAAUGCCAAGAAUGGCAGGAAGAAAACUGAUGACACUUUUUGAUGGUAGUGGUGGAUGGAGCAGAAACCAUUCUACAUUAGACACUUUGGUGAUAGCAACACGGUUACAGAGACCAAUGCUACAAGAUGCCAUCUUGAAACUGCUCAAGCGUACUGGUAUCAAGAAUUGUAAAUCUGAAGGUGGCGAAGACAGUGAUGAUGACAAUGAUGAACAAGUAACCGAUAAUGCUCAUAAACUCAAAGAAAAGUACUUUGGUUUAGUUGAUGAUCUUGAGAAGUCAAAGAAUGUAUCUUGGCCUGACCUGAUACAUAGUUUCUUAGAGAAGAAAAUCAAUCAGAACUACAACACUCCCGAGGACAUCACUGGUUGUGUCGUCUAUUUGUUGUUGUUGUAUGCGGAGCAUACUCACUUGGUGAAACCAGUGACGUUACCAGAUGAUCGAUACCUUCCAAGAGCGGCAAGGUGGAACAUCAAAGAAAUAUCUGUUGAGUUUCUAAAGGAUAUGGAGGCUUCGCAAUACACAUUCUCUAAAGAAUUUAAGGAUGAAUAUACUAUGUAUGAAAAAGAAAUGUUGAAUGAAAUUGCUCAAAGGCUUCCAGUUGAAGAAGUGCCAUUGACAGUAGAUUGGCAAGAAAAAUUCGAGGAUUUGGAAGUAAAGAAUGAAGAUUUGAGGCUGACAAUUGCAGAAAAAUGGUGUGAGUUACAGAGCAGGAAAGACGGCCUCCCCAUUGAUGUGAGUAUCCUAGAAGAGCUUUUGAAUGAUAUAUAUCACAGAGCUUACCCACCUCCACAACCAAACUCGGGAGAAGAAGAAUCUAGCAGUAGCUCUGAAGAAGGGCAUGAUGAUUUGGAUGACACCGUUCCAUCAGCAACUACUCCCUUGGUAACAGAGGAUGAACAGGAAAUUCCAGAUGAUACCCAAGAAAAGUCGAAUGAACAGGGAAAUGCUACUCCAACAAUGCCUGUUAUGGGGGGCUCUGAAGAAAAUCUCACACAGUUCGAUAUUGAAGUUUCACAGUUUAAAAUUUGGGCUAGAUCUGAUUUGGAGCGAAAGGUGAAAGAGCUGCAAGAGGAAAAGAGCAUGCCAGAACCAUCACAGACUGAAAAGGCUGAACUCCAACAAACAGCAGCGACACAAGUUCUGGGUAAUAUUGAAGUGGAAAUUGGUUCUCUUAGAGAUAGACAGGGUGCAUCGCUUGAAGAAAUGUUGCCGAAUAUGCAGUUUAUGCCUUUGGUUUGUGAGCUGCCGAGUCUCAAAGAACUGCAUACCGUGCCGAUGGAGAAACUGAUUGACCUGGCCAUCCAUGGGAAGGGUAUUUAUACCGAUGAGAAUUCUUAG